CUAAUUAAUUUUUCUAGCAAAUGUCUCAUCUUCUUUCUCAAACUUGGUUAUAAAUAAUAAAAAAAGCAAAAAUCUGAUUCCUUCAAGAGUUGGGCAAUUGAAAAUGCUGAAUUCUGCCAUUAUUUUUCACUACUUCUCACUUUCCUUAUCCAUGCAUGCAAAUGCUCUAACUCUUUACAAAUGCAACACCAACAACUUCUUCACUGCUAAUAGCAGUUACGAGUCCAGUCUUAAUCUCCUCUUUUCAACUCUCUCAACCAACGCCCCAGGUACCAACGGAUUCUUCAAUUAUUCUGUCAUCCGUACACCAAACGACACCGUUUACGGCAUCUUCCAAUGCCGUGGGGACACCACCGACGGCUCGUGUCGGGAUUGCGUUAUGGAAGCUACUAGAAACGUAGCCUAUCAAUUCUGUCCCUUUAGGAAAAGCGCUGUGGUUUGGUAUGACGAUUGUCUGUUGCGUUAUUCCGAUCAAAAUUUCUUUUCUGUUGUGUCCACUGAGCCACUUUACGAGUUGGAUAGCCGCGUUGAUAUUGCGUUCGACACGACCCGGUUUAACCAAUUAGUGAUGGCCACUUUGACGGCCAUCGCGGCUAAUGCCUCCUCGUUGGUAGUAGGGGAAAUGUUUGCAACGCAUGAGGCGAUUUUUACAUCAAAUAUAACGCUUUACACUUUGGCACAGUGUAAUUCGGAUUUGUCAAACACGGAGUGCCAAGAUUGCUUAACACGAGUGAUUAGGGGUAUUCCUGGUUGUUGUCGUAAUAAAAUUGGUGGGAGACUUUUGUUCCCGAGCUGUUAUGUUCGUUAUGAACUUUACCCGUUUUAUCAGCUCAGUUGGACUAACCAGGUACCGCCUUCUGAAUCCGCAACUCCUGAUCAACAACCACCACUUCAUUCCUCAGGUCACCAUCCUCUUAUUUUCCUUUCAAAACACAAUCUUACUAACUCAAACAUAUUAACUCUACACUUAUAA
Molecule: messenger RNA, 973 nt
Organism: Cucumis sativus (cucumber)
Lineage: Eukaryota; Viridiplantae; Streptophyta; Magnoliopsida; Cucurbitales; Cucurbitaceae
Product: cysteine-rich repeat secretory protein 38-like
Exons: 1
Coding region: 104-973 (289 amino acids)
Source: RefSeq, a predicted model, not a curated record